AUGUCAUUAUCAAAACUUCUUACGCGAUCGACUGUGCGGGCGGCCUCUACAUCCACCGCUUCUCAAACCACCAAGGCUGCGGGGGAUAUCUCUAGUGUCUUUCCCAGCUUGCGACCGGAUUAUAACCCGGAGCCGCUGCCUCCUCGGUUUAAGCAUCUAAAAGAGAAGUUUUUCCGUGAGAACGAGGAUGCGUUGAAGAAGAGUUGGGAGAGAUUACUUCCCAGCCUGGAAGAGGAAGUACACAAAAUCAAGGCCAAAGGGAGCGAUAUUAUCCCGUCCGUGGAGUACUCUGAUGUCGUUUCUGGAAAUGUAUCUCAGGAGAGCCUGGCAGAGAUCCGUCACCGCGGAUCAGUCGUGAUCCGAAAUGUGGUGCCGCGCAAAGAAGCACGGGGAUGGAAGGAGAAAGUCGAGGACUACGUAGCUGCCAACCAGGAAAGAGUCAAGGCAUUUCCCCCGGACUCGCCGGCAGUGUUUGAGCUAUACUGGACGCCGUCUCAGGCAGAGGCUCGCGCUCACUCCAACAUGCUAGACACACAGCGCUUCCUGCAGCGCCUGUGGCAUUCCUCAGAUCCCAACACCCGAAUUUCGACACGGAACCCUCUCACAUAUGCAGACAGAUUGCGAAUUCGACAGCCAGGUGAUGGCAAAUUUACCCUAGGCCCUCACGUGGACGGUGGCUCUCUGGAGCGCUGGGAAGACCUCGAGUACUCGAGAGUGUACGCCAAAAUCCUUGAAGGCAAAUGGGAAGAGCACGACCCAUGGGAUGCGAAACACCGCGUUACUGCACAGAUGGACCUAUACAACGGCGCAGGGGCAUGCUCCAUGUUGAGGUUCUUCCAAGGCUGGCUCUCUAUGUCCAAUACAGCACCAGGGGAAGGCUCACUGCAUGUUUGCCCAAUGCUGACGCACAGCAGUGCGUACACCAUCCUUAGGCCAUUCUUCAACGGCGAGACGAUGCAGCCAACGAUAGACAAUACCUUCCCGGGAUCCGUUCCAGGUGCUUGCCAGGAAUAUAACCCCAUCACUCACCCACAUCUCGAAUUAGAAAAGACUAUGGUGCCUGUUCCGGAGGUUGAACCUGGCGACUAUGUUGCCUGGCACUGCGACUCAUUACACUCGGUAGACAAAGAACACCGCGGCAAGGGCGAUUCGAGUGUUCUCUAUAUCCCUGCCACCCCGAUGUGUGAUAUGAACGUUGAUUACCUGCUUAAGCAGCGGAAAGCAGCGCUUGAAUACUCCCCGCCAUGGGACUUCCCUGGAGCAGGCGGACCAGGCGAGAGCGGUUUCAAGGGAGCCCUGGACUGGAACUCGGUUAGGCCCGAGGGACAGCGCGCCAUGGGAUUGGGAUCACAGCCAUGGGAGAUCACAGGCGACAUGACCGAAGGAGAGAAACAGGCCGUUGAGAAGGCGAACAAGGCGUGCUUUGCAUAG
Messenger RNA from Aspergillus puulaauensis, 1431 nucleotides. Its product is annotated as DUF1479 domain-containing protein. The transcript is spliced from 2 exons. The coding region runs from base 1 to 1431 and encodes 476 amino acids. The record is from RefSeq and is a predicted model, not a curated record. Lineage: Eukaryota; Fungi; Ascomycota; Eurotiomycetes; Eurotiales; Aspergillaceae.